AUGUCUGGGCUGCACGCGCGCUACACUGACACGAUCAACAAGUAUUUCCUUGCCCGGGAUAGACGAUUGCAAUUAUUCGUCUUCAACGAGGAAUUCCUAGUAAAUGCAAGUCAUCAGCUUGCGUUGAUUACGUCCCUGCCCUUUGUACACACCGCCCGUCGCUCCUACCGAUUGAGUGAUCCGGUGAGCUGUCCGGACUGCGAUUAG
Molecule: messenger RNA, 207 nt
Organism: Perkinsus marinus ATCC 50983
Lineage: Eukaryota; Perkinsozoa; Perkinsida; Perkinsidae
Exons: 2
Coding region: 1-207 (68 amino acids)
Source: RefSeq, a predicted model, not a curated record